Molecule: messenger RNA, 2538 nt
Organism: Aspergillus puulaauensis
Lineage: Eukaryota; Fungi; Ascomycota; Eurotiomycetes; Eurotiales; Aspergillaceae
Product: Sin1 family protein
Exons: 2
Coding region: 1-2538 (845 amino acids)
Biological process (GO): TORC2 signaling
Cellular component (GO): cytoplasm; TORC2 complex; plasma membrane
Molecular function (GO): phosphatidylinositol-4,5-bisphosphate binding
Source: RefSeq, a predicted model, not a curated record
AUGUCUCUCCUCCAUAACGAAGACUUCACGAUAUGGCAGCUGCGCACUUCUUACCUCUCUACAAUCAAGGAUGGCAUUGGUGACAGGCUUAUCAAUGUGAACCACUCCGUACUUAACGCGCCUGGGUUUCGCGCCGCAGGUUGGCCGACAGCUUCCACGAACCAGCCCUCGCAACUUGCGGCUAGCAUCAAACGAGCAUACUCCCCUCCGAUCCCUACAACCACCGCGGUUUCAUCAGAAUACUACCAAAUAAGCACUAGGGAUGUGAAUGAUUCGCAAAGAUUAGGGUUUGGGGAGGAUGGAGAAGACGAUGAGGGGGGUAUGGUAACGGGGAAGUCAACUACCGAUAUGGUUAGCCGCCGUUUACAUCUGCGAAACGAAAAGCGAAUGCAUCGAAGAGAUCGCCAGCAAAGAGAACAACAGAAGGCAAGGGAAAGGGAGAUCGAAGAGGAAGACAGCAGUGAUCUGAGCGAUGAGAGUGAUGAGGAAGGAGUUACUCCACAGCGACAUAGUGAAGAGAUCAAAUUCGAAAAGGUGCCUGUACGGACCAGGGCGGACUCGUCACCCAUCAGGACAUCUGACCGCCAGGAAAGACCCCAGGUUAUGAUUACGCACCCGUCGCAACAAUCAGUGACCAGCCAUUAUCGCACCGGGUCUUUGGGAACAGCUCCGACCGUUAAUGAGCGCCCUCGGCGUGACACAACGACGACUACAACUAGCAGUGACAUAUCUUCCGACCACGAGAUCGACACAUCGGCCAUCAGAAGGCGUCAGAUUCAUUUUUCCGGCCAGGAUCAAGUGAUAGGACCAUCCGAAUUAGGGAAAGCCAGCUGUGACGGCCUCGAGCAGCUGGAUGAGCAGGUCGAAGACUCCGACGCUGGGUCAGUGGAAAGUACACUGUCGUCAGAAUUUGAUGCUACAGCCGGUUCUGCUUCGCUUCUGGGAGGUGUUGGUAUAACAGGAGGCUUGGAUUCCUCAUCACCAAUUGCAUUGAUGCACAAGUUACCACAUGGACCAAGUUCUCAAGCUGCGUCUCCACGGAAACCAAAACAGCCUGCACCUGAAUUACAGGACCUGCCGCCUCCUCGACCAAUAAGCAUGAUACAGCCUGUUAGUCUGCUUUCCACAGCUCUAAAUGCUCGCGCAAAGACGCCAGCAAAUCCCGUUGAGAAAUUCGCAGUACUUUCUGGCGAGGGUUUAACUGACGCCCUGAACAUCCGAUUAUAUGUGCCAUUCUCCACAAACCCCGAAGAGCCCCUCGACCUGCCUCUGGCUCGAGAGUCGAAGUUAGCAGAGCAACCAACUACAGUUACUGUUACCGAAGCGAUCGGAUUGGCACUUUGGAAAUAUACCGAAGACCGUCGAGAACCUCCCAUCGAGCCUAAGAAGCUCACCGUGAAUAGGUGGGCACUUCGAAUGGUGGACGACGGCGAGGUUGAGUACGAUUUCCCGGCAUUGGGUAGAGUAUCAGCCAUAACGGAUUUUACUUCGAACAACAACAACCGAGGGGCCGGAAUGCGCGGUCGAUCCAGAGGGAAGCAAUAUGACGAGUUUGCACUAGUAGAAGCUUCUGAUUCGGAGUUCGAGGAGAAUGAGCGCUUGUAUCCGACUGAGAACGUUUCGGGCCCGGCUGAGGAACCGGGAGACACAGCAGCAACAGCAGCACUUCCUGUUCCUGCGGGCCAGCCAAACCCAGCGAGUAAAGCCCCUCGUCCAAAUCCGAUCCUGGGACAGCCGUUCUCGUCAGCAUUGAACGACAAUACCCUCAUGCCGGCUGAUCGGCCAGCGGUGCCUGUUUCUCAUGCGACGCCCCGUCUUGGUGUUUCAAAGACGCUGAAAAUCCGGUAUAUCAACUUUGAAGCCUCGACCCAAGUUACAACCCUCAAUACUUCAACAGACAGCUACAUAGCAGAAAUUCUCGAUUCUGUCUGCAAGAGAUGGGGACUAGAUAGAGGAAAUUACCUGCUUAAAGUGAUGGGAUCCAACACAAUUGCGCCGCUGGACCGUACAGUUGAAGCAUUGGGCAAUAUCACGGAGCUGGACCUUGUCCGCCGACGCUUCGGCCCGCAAUUGACGGGAUCCCCAGUGAGCUCUUUACCGAACGCACCACUCAUGGUUGAAAACCCCGUUGUUCCGAGCAAGAAGGGAAAGAAGAGCGAAAAGCGGAUGCUGCAUCCUCUUACCCAAAAGCAAGAUCUCAUCGGAGGAUACUACCGGCGAUACUUCGUGCUUCGCAAGCAGUCUAUGGGGUUCACCACCUCACUUCACCGUGUUCUAACAUUUGACAAUGACUAUAUGCACAUCAUGCCUGCGGAUACGGGUAAGAAUGGGUCCGACACGAAGACUCGAUCGAUCAGCUUCAACGAUGUCGUCGGAUGUAAAGUAAGUCGCAGGCAUCCGAAGAAUUUCCGAGUCGUCGUGCUUCGUGGGAACGAUGCGACAGAGCAGAAGCGAUAUGACUUUGAGGCGCGGAAUGCCCUCGAAGCGGUAGAGAUUGUGGACGAGAUUAAGAAGAACAUGGCGCAUUAUCGGACAUGA